Sclerotinia borealis F-4128 is the source of this 1497-nucleotide messenger RNA. Lineage: Eukaryota; Fungi; Ascomycota; Leotiomycetes; Helotiales; Sclerotiniaceae. The record is from the annotation of a GenBank genome assembly.
AUGACGAUACCUGUAAAAGAUGGUAGCUUACUGCGUGGUCCUACCACUUCGCACUCCUCACCACCGACUCGAGCCCCCUCAUCCUACAAAUCUCUCUCUACAUUUGCACUUUCCAAAGCAAAACACUACCAGCAACAGUAUGGUGAUAUGUACUUUCUACGAUUGACGUCUCUAAAGAAGCCCGUUGAAGAAAUUGCCAGCGCUGCUUGGGAUGGGUUUCAAAUCUCUGGAGAGACGGUGCGGAAAGUGGAGAGAGUAUUGGAUGUUAGACAGGGAGAAUUAUCUUGGGUGGCAGGUACAAUUUAUAUGCAUAUGCCACUUAAGCCGAAUAUCUUGGAAGAUAUAAGUAAAGAUCAUUGGAUAUCGGCACCACCACCUCGAAGAAAAUACCUGUCAGGCAACGGCGAAGAUGAAAUAAUGCUCGAGGACGAAUCUGGACGAUUACGAUUAAUUUUAGGACAAGUAAAUACAGAAAUGCUAGUUACAGGCUGUAUAGUAGCAGUAAUGGGCACAGAAAAUGCAAAUGGAGAUUUCGAAGUGGUGGACAUCAAGGUACCUGAUUUACCGCCACAAGAUCCUAGGUGGGAAAUAUCAGGACAGAAAGAAGAAGAAGAGGAUAUGGAUAUGGAUACUUCAAAAGCAGGACGCAAAAAAAUCGCACUCGUAUCCGGUCUCUCCUUCUCAGGGACCAGCGCCGAAAAUUCUCUCGAAAAGACCCUCUUGACGGAAUACCUCUUAGGCGAAAGUCUAGAUCCCUCCUCACAAACUAACGUCUCAAAAAUAAGUCGUCUCAUAAUAGCCGGCAACAGCAUCGCCUCGGAUCUCGACAGCAUAGCCCACGACACCGUCGGCAAUACACGGAAAGCACAAAAGAAAUAUGGCUAUGAUGCCAGCGCCUAUAACCCCGCUCCUACCGCGCAUUUUGAUAAUUUCCUCGCCGAGCUAUUACCAAGUUUACCCAUUACAUUAUUGCCUGGAGCCAGCGAUCCGGCAAAUGCAAGUCUGCCGCAACAGCCUAUUCAUCCAGCCAUGUUUCCCCAAGCGAGGACGUAUUGUGGGAGUGCGCCGAGUGUUAUUGGAGAGGAGAGGGAGGCGGGAUGGUUUGAUACGGUGACGAAUCCAUGGGAGGGAGAGAUUGAAGGGUGGAGGGUUUUGGGGACCGGUGGACAAAAUGUGGACGAUGUGUUUAAAUAUGUCGAGGGCGAGGAUCGCUUGAGGAUGAUGGAGGCAAUGUGUAGGUGGAGGUGUUGUGCUCCUACUGCACCUGAUACUCUGUGGUCCUACCCAUUUCAAGACGCCGACCCCUUUAUAAUCCGCACAUGUCCCCACAUAUUUUUCGCUGGCAACCAGCCUUCUUUCGAUUCAGCAAGCAUUGAGGGGCCAGAUGGCCAAACCGUUAGAUUAAUAUCAAUACCGAGUUUUGAAGAGACGGGCGAGAUUGUGCUGUUAGAUGCCGAGACGUUGGAAGCGGAGGUGGUGAGGAUUACUGUGGAGUGA